Messenger RNA from Funneliformis geosporum, 162 nucleotides. The record is from the annotation of a GenBank genome assembly. NCBI's taxonomy places the organism in Eukaryota, Fungi, Glomeromycota, Glomeromycetes, Glomerales, Glomeraceae.
AUGAUAGAUGUUUUAUCUUUUAACGAUGUUAGUGAGGAUGAAUUUAAUCUGAAGUCAUCACAGGAAGUACUGAAAGAACACGUAAAUUUAUCACCAGCUGAAAGUGAAAUUUCCAACCAUUUUGAAGAAUUUAACAAUAUUAUUAUGGAUCUACGUCCAUAG